AUGUUUAGAGCCAUAACCAGAAUAAGCAGUCCCUUCAUUGCCCUUGGAGUAGGAUUUGCCGCAUUUCCUAAGGAUUGGAGAAAAGGGAAUUUCACCAGUGAUCGUAAAUUGACCAGUUUUAAUCAAUCUGUGAUAGAACAAAUCCAAAAUACUAAUGAAUACAAGAAACUACAAGAAGAUGAAUCCGUUACUAUGCAUUACUCCAGUCAGACCUUCCCCAGUCAGCAUCACAAAAAUAGUGUAGGGUCAGGAAUACUUUUUGGCCCCAACCUUAUGGAGAUCGAUCCUAUCAUCUUUCUCAACCGUGACCAAGGGGAAUUGACAGGCUUCUACCACUUGGGUCGUAAUCUCAUCAGUCAGGACGGACAAAUUCACAACGGUGUCGUAUCUACAAUUUUGGACGAAGGAUUGUGUUCGUGCGGAUUUCCGUUAUUGCCCUCUAAGAAGGGGGUCACAGCCAAGUUGUCCAUAGACUUCAAGAAUCAAAUUCCUCCUGGAAGUACCGUCAUAUUGAGAGCAAGAGUUAAAGAGGCUAAGGGAAGAAAGGUGGUUAUUCACGGUGAUUUGGAAACUUAUCCCUUGCAGGAAGGUGAACAGCCUUUGAAAAUUGCCGAAUCCCGUUGUAUCUUGGUGGAACCAAAAUGGUUCAGGUAUUUUUCGUGGCUCCAAGUGUUCUAA
This is a messenger RNA of Debaryomyces fabryi, 678 nucleotides long. RefSeq lists its product as uncharacterized. Lineage: Eukaryota; Fungi; Ascomycota; Pichiomycetes; Serinales; Debaryomycetaceae. The record is from RefSeq and is a predicted model, not a curated record. Bases 1 to 678 code for a protein of 225 amino acids. The transcript has a single exon.